CCGGAAGUGGAUUUCAGCAGCAGCUUCCGGCCUGAAUGUUCUCCAAUUUGUUUUUUGAUGUUGCUUCAAAACAUUUAUCUUUCGCGCUUUAGCUAGUAUUUAGCUAGUAUUUAGCUAAAGUAUCGAUUUUAUUUUAUUGAUCAAUAAACGAGGUACACAGAAUUCCACGAGGCUAGUAAGUGAGCGUAGCUGGCUGUGAAGUUGUUUGCUAGUAGCUAGCUAACUUGUUGUUGAUGUUUCUCGAGUCAACCAUUGCCGUUUUGACUGUUGCAUAAUUAUAAAUUAGAUUGGUGUGGUAAGAUUUCGAACGAGUUAUGGCAGACCCAGCUAGGAUAAAGACUGAAUCCAACUCGGAGAAAUCAUUGGCUGCUAGAAAAAGCCCUAAAACCGAAGACACUGAAGAAGUGCCCGUGACCUCGGAUGCAGACACCGAAUCAAAAGAUCCCUCAUCACAAUCACUCAAACGCGAACAGGUAAGUGGCUUGUUAGAAUAACUAUAACUUAUAAAGAGUGUAUUGAAACAUUGACCCUACAACCACAUUUCAACUGAGCUCACCAUCCACAUUCAAGAUAAAUAUAGUAAACUAUUUCUUACUUCCCUACAAUAUCUUUAAUCCUCUGUUUACUUUGCAUGACCUGCUAAAGGACUCUGUGGCUGGAGAGGAUGAGGAUGAGGGAACCUCAGGUCAACCUGCUUCCAAAAAGCUUAAAGUGGAGCCUGAGAAGAAAAAGGAGAAGCGCCAAAAGGUUGACGAGGAUGAGAUACAGAAGAUGCAGUAAGAUUCAGAUACUGUACAUUCUGUGUUUGUGUGGUAACUGCACUAAGACAAUUAUUUGUUGCAAGCAUUCAUACAUUAACAUUUUUCCCUCUGGUGUUGUGCAGGGUUUUGGUCUCAUCCUUCUCUGAGGAGCAGCUUAACCGCUAUGAGAUGUACAGACGCUCUGCCUUCCCCAAAGCUGCCAUCAAGAGGGUAAGACCUUUAGGCACAUCUGUAAUUAUAUUUCAUCUGAAUCAGUUCAAUUUAAAAUAAUCAAUUUUGCUGAUGCAUGUAUGCAGUAUUUCAACGUAUACUUAUCUUUACCUGGUUGAUACAGCUGAUACAGUCCAUUACAGGAUCCUCAGUCUCUCAAAAUGUGGUUAUUGCCAUGUCUGGUAUUUCCAAGGUCUUUGCUGGAGAAAUAGUGGAGGAAGGUGAGUAAGGGACAUCAGAGUUAAUAUUGAUUAGUUGGCCAGAUUUAAGAUCUUGAUUGUUUGUCUUCUAUGUUCACCAACAAAGGCUUUGAAGCAUUUUGACUACUCUGACAUGCUUCUGUUUGGCCCUGCAGCUCUGGACGUGUGUGAGAAGUGGGGGGACACACCUCCCCUGCAGCCCAAGCACAUGAGGGAGGCUGUCAGGAGGCUGAAGAGCAGAGAGCAGAUCCCCAACACCAAGCACAAGAACAUCCUCUUCCACUGAGCCACGCAUGCCCUGCUGAUUAUAGACAGAGCCAAGCGGUGAUGUAUUCACCUUUCAGAUGGUGGCAUCUUACACUCCGCUUUAUGUUCAUUCUCUAUUCCAAUGUCCAUUGGUUUGGCCAUGAAGGCAAGCGCAGUAUACUGUUGUCAGCAAUAGCCCAACUCCACCUUUGUGUUACAUUUGAGGGCAUUUAUAUUUACAUUUUAGUCA
Coregonus sp. 'balchen' is the source of this 1667-nucleotide messenger RNA. NCBI's taxonomy places the organism in Eukaryota, Metazoa, Chordata, Actinopteri, Salmoniformes, Salmonidae. The record is from the annotation of a GenBank genome assembly.